This is a messenger RNA of Linum trigynum, 1255 nucleotides long. Lineage: Eukaryota; Viridiplantae; Streptophyta; Magnoliopsida; Malpighiales; Linaceae. The record is from the annotation of a GenBank genome assembly.
ACUACAGAAUUUCACGUUUGGUUACUCGAAUUUGUUUAUUCCAUUCAUAAUCACUUAAAUUAGUUGAACAGUUCAAGUUCGGUCACUCUUCGUUAACCUCCGUCAGACUCCGUUAGUGCCGUCAGUUAACUGCUGACGUGGCUAACAGAGAUGCCUAGUCACCCAAUUUUAACCCAAGAAAAAACAAAAAUUGACCCGCCACGUCAGAAAAACAUGCCACCUCAUAUAAACCCAACCCAACCCACCCAACCUAAAAAAAUCAUUAACCCACCCAGAAAUCAAACCCGUGACCCAUCCACCCUUCUUCUUCUUCCUCUAUACCCUGCUUCCGCCGCCGCAGGGGUGAUUUUCCCUCGAUCUCCCUGCUGCAGCCCCCGCCGCCGGAUCCAGAUUCGCGACCGAUUCCUUGCCCGGGGCUUCGUCCCCCACAAACCCAACCCCGACUUUCACGGGUUGCCCCGCAAACCCGAUGUGCCCACCUAUCAAUUUGAACACCAGGUAUGUUCGUCGACGAUUGCGACUAGAGAAAUGGAUAAAAUUACGAUGGCGAUUGCGACUAGAGAGAUUGAUAAACUUACGAGGAAGACCUUCGGCGCGGUGCCUAAUUUCUUCGCCGGCUUGCUCGGCCGGGGAGAGAAGGGGAGAAGGCGGAGAUCCAGCGGUGUGGGUUCUUCUUCCCCUUUGACGAAGCUCCACCCGAGAAUGUACUGCGCGCUGGUGACGGUGCUCGUCGACUACAAUUGCGCUCUAGAGGGAUUCGCUGCCCAUGUUGGUGGAAUUCAAAAUACUGUAAAUAGUGAAGCAGCAGCUGGAUGACAAUUGCGCUCCAGAGGGAAGUACUCUUCAAUUUUUAAGCCUUGUCUUGACUAAUGUCAUUUUACUGCCUACGACAGCCUUACCUACUGCGCUUCUCCCAAUCCUUUUUGUUUUUCCUGGAAUCUGGUUGGGCAGUAGCAAUAGCAGUCAUGGUCCUUGUAAUGGUCAAUGUCGAGCAGUGAAGAUCAGAACAAUAUCAAAUCCCUCCUCUCCUGACAUACAUCGAUUCGUUGAGGUAGGUGGAGAGACCAGAAGGAGUGGAGAUCAGGGUGUUGAGGUCGAGCCCGACGUGGUUGUCGUCGAUGUCCUGAAACUCGGGGAAUCGGUGGAGGAAUUGGGGUUGAAUUUGAAGGCCAGCCGUUUGUGGAAUUUGGGGCUAAUUUUCUUGAGAGAGAGGGAUGAAGAAGAAGUUGAAAGUCAAUAAGUGGUCAGGGUUCGA